This is a messenger RNA of Drosophila eugracilis, 644 nucleotides long. Its product is annotated as putative tRNA 2'-phosphotransferase. Lineage: Eukaryota; Metazoa; Arthropoda; Insecta; Diptera; Drosophilidae. The transcript is spliced from 2 exons. Bases 86 to 550 code for a protein of 154 amino acids. The record is from RefSeq and is a predicted model, not a curated record.
AUUAAAAAGCCGGUCACACCAGUUGUCAGAAGUGCUGGUUUCGUUUGUUAUGAACUGUUUAUUAUUAAUAUUCAGGCUAUAAACAAUGUCGGCUUCAGCCAGUUCUGAUGAGGAAUCUGACUUCAAAGAGAUCAGCUCAACAAAUUAUCAACGCGUCCAAGAUAAAGUUGCAAAGAUAAGCUAUGCAGAUGGCAUUGCUGAUGGGAGAGAAAAAGUAUUCCAAGACAGUUUCGACGAAGGUUUUGAGAAUGGUUUUAAAACGGGAUUCGAAUUGGCCAAACUAAGCGCCUUUUAUGAAACCAUGAAAAAUGCGGGAACGGAAAACGUGGCGUUCAACAUAGAACAGGAGACUUAUGAACAACUAAAACUAGCAGAUGCUACAGAUAAAACACACUUUAAAUAUUUGGAUCAUCAGGGGGCUCCACUUAACAUUAUAUCGGAUAAACAGAGGACCUAUGUGGAUAACCUUCUUGAAUCACUAGGACAGAAAAUCCCAACGACUACGAAUUUAUUCAAAUCAAGCAAAGAUUCUAGAGUUAAUGUAGUUUAAUGCAUGUGUUUGGGAAUUAUCAAAAAUAACUGAAAAUAUAUCUGCUUGCGACUUAUAAAUAAAGGCCCUCGGGCGUGCCUUCCUUCUUCCGGUA